CGGGAGGCUAAUCACAUGAUCAGGUGGGGCUGCCGCUGGAGCCGAGCUGAGAAGAAAAAUCCAAACUGUCAACAACACGUUGAUUCUCGGACACAUUUAUGCUUAUAAAUAAUCCUCCCCGGUGAUUAACGGUUUCUGGAUUUUCCCAGCUGAUUUGUUUUCCCGCCUCAGGGGUUAUGGAGCUAACUGAUGGUAGAUUACACACCCUGUGACAUGUUGGCCCAAACAGGAUCAUGGCAACUUGCACCUCCUCCUAAACACUGCAAGCUCCUAGUGUCGUCAUGGCCUCCAGCUAUGCACCACCUUUCGAGGGCACAGGUGAAGUAAAGGAGGGCUUUCUCUGCCCUCUGUGCCUGAAGGACCUUCAGUCUUUCUACCAACUCCAAGGCCACUAUGAGGAGGAGCACUCAGGGGAUGAUCGGCAUGUUCGAGGACAGCUCAAGAGUUUGGUUCAGAAGGCGAAGAAAGCAAAAGACAAACUGUUGAAGAGGGAUGGAGAUGACCGGCCAGACACUGGCAGUUAUGAGUCCUUCUAUUAUGGUGGAGUGGACCCAUAUAUGUGGGAACCUCAGGAACUGGGAGCAACUAGAAGUCACCUGGACCUGUUUAAGAAACACCGGGCAGACCGCAUCGAUCAUUAUGUCAUUGAAGUCAACAAGCUCAUCAUUAGACUGGAAAAGGUCUGCCCACUAAAGCUGAAGAAAUUGUUGACGGCGUUCGAUCGGGCCAACUCAGAUGCUGCUAAAAUCAGAGCCAUUGAGAAGUCUCUGGUGUCUUGGGUGAGUGACUCAGAUGUCCCUUUCUGUCCUGAUUGUGGAAAUAAGUUUAACAUCCGAAACAGACGGCACCAUUGUCGGCUCUGUGGAUCCAUCAUGUGCAGGAGGUGCAUGGAGUUCGUCCCCCUACCUUUGGCCCAGAAGCUCAUUAAUGGGACUCGAGAUGCCCUGUGUGUGCCUGGAAGCCCCAGUCAGUCCCAGUCUCCACCAGCAGUGGGGGGUGGCAGUGGGAUGGGCUCGAGGAGGGGCAGCAUCACCAGCUUGAGCAGCGUAGCCUCCAUAUUAGAAGAGAAGGAUGACGAGAAGAUUCGCUGCUGUCACCAUUGCAUGGAAACGCUGCUGAAGAGGCAGCAGAAGUUAGAAGAGAAGGAUCACGUUCCAGAUAUAGUGAAACUUUAUGAGAGGCUCAGGAUGUGCAUGGAGAAGGUGGAGGAAAAGGCUCCAGAGUACAUUCGAAUGGCGGAAUCCCUCAAUGCUGGAGAAAUCACAUACAAUCUGGACACUGCUGGUGGACUAAAGCUGGAAGUGCAGAAAUACUACGAACUGAUUGAUGCUCUAAGUAAGAGGAUUUUAACACUGGGGGUCAAGGAUGACCCGCAGCAACACCCGAAGGUGCUCCAGCUACAGAGGAUGAUACGCUACACAGCCACACUGUUUGUCCAGGAGAAGCUGUUGGGGCUGAUGUCUUUACCCACUAAGGAGAAAUAUGAAGAGCUAAAACAGAAGAGGAAACAGGAACAAGAGAGGAGGCUCCAACAAGAGAGACAGGCAGCCCAAGAGACUCUGAAGAGGAGGCAGGAGUAUGAGAAAAAGCGUCCACCGGCUAACGGAGAGUUGCCACAGGGCCCUAGAGCGCCUCGCAUGACUAAAGCUGGUGGCUGGCUGCCCUCUGCAGACUCAGUCCACACUCGUAGUGAGCUGGAAGACCCCCUCCUACAGCAGAUUGAAAACAUUCAAUCAUUCCUCCGUCAGGCACGCGAGGCCCGACGGACAGAUGAGGUCGCCAUGUUGGAGGAGAACUUGCGUCAGCUGCAGGAUGAAUACGACCAGCAGCAGACCAGAAUGGCCAUCGCACUCUCUCAAAAACUGGCUCAGGAGGAGAGCUUGCAGCAGGGGGAGCUCCAGCGCCUGGAGGCCCAGGAGAGGGAAGGGAGGGAGCAGUGGGGCUCCACUUUUAUUUCAACCCAGCCAUCCUUCACCUGGGAGCCAUCUCUGGAUAUCAGUCCAGCAGGAGAUCACCAGGUAGAGGAGGAGACAACAACAGAGAUCCUGACUUUGAAAACAGAGGCAAGUCCACCAGCCGUCAGGGCUCUCUCCUCUCUGACAUCACAAGAGGAUUCUCCUCCAAGACUAAGAAGCUUAGGAGGGCAUGUAACCCCCCCUAGUGGUGAAGGACAGAGCAGUGCCUCCUUUAACCCUUUCGAAGAGGAGGACUCCACUCCCACUGAAGAUGAUCCAUCCAAUCCCUUCUUUGAGGACAUCAAGAAGGAACACCUGGAAGUUUCCAACGGGAAGAAGGAAUACAACCCUUUUGGGGAAGGUGCAGACAGAAAGGAGGACAAACAGGCCGACACUGCACCAAGCAACCCCUUUGAGGAGGAAGACACUGAUGCAGGUAACCCCUUUAUGAACUCUGCUGGGAAUUCGCCUGAGGCCUCGACAAACCCCUUUGAUGGGGACGCCAAUGAUGAGGCUUUGCCUGACGUGGACAUGAUAGAGGAGGAACUGCUGCUCCAGCAGAUUGACAACAUCAGGGCCUACAUCUUCGAUGCUAAACUCAGCGGGCGGCCCGACGAGGUUGAACUCCUGUCGGAGAACCUCAAAGAGCUACAGCUCACUCUGCAGGAGCAGAAAAAAAAGAGGCACUAACACACUCUGGCCCCCAAUCACCUGCUAUUUACCAAGGCCUCCAAGGCUCACUCACUUUAGGAACGAUCAACCCAUCACAGAUUAAUUAAAUAUGUACCUAGAGUUAACAGUCCCUUAUUUUCUAACAUCUUUCUAGAUCAUUUAUCCCUGUAUAAGGCUGCAUAGGGCUCAGAUCCAACCCAUGCACGAAUUAGAGCACUAAGAGUGAAAAUCUAAUCUAUUUCUUCAGGCACACUUAUGAAGUUCUAACAAUGCAAAGAUGAACAAUGGAAGACAGCAGAAUGCUAUUUGGAUCAGCUUGAUGGUAUGAUUUGGUUAUGCAGUUGAAGCUGUGAGCAAAGUCCAAAGGUUUUACCUCUGCCCUGUGCAUGUGUGCAUUACGGUGUUCGUUCAUUUCCAACUGAAUGUUUGCACAGAACUGAUCUGUGUUGUUCUGGGCCAAGAACAACACAGUGAAGGGGUAACUUUUAGGUCUGCGACUGUAAACAGACCUUAAAAUUAAAAUAAUUGAAAUCACAACAAAUUAACUGAUUGUUGAUGUGACGCAUGUUCCCCUAUAGGUUUCUAUCAAGAGUUAAAGGUACAUUUCACAUCAUAAAGUCAUUUUUUAGGUGGACACUUGUUGUGCUAAUAAGUUUAAGCUUAGAACUGCAUAUUUGACAGAAUAACAGUGGCAGAAAUAUUUGGGUAGUAGAAUAUGCAGUUAAGUGAUUUUUCCCUAUUAAUCUAAAUUCAAACUCUUUGUAUAAAAGCUUUAGCUGAAAGUUUUGGUCAAAUGAGUUUCUGCUUGAUAAACUGCUUUUAAUGCACUUUGUUUCUAGAGAAAAAAAAUCAUUUGUGAUUCCACCAAACGCCAACAAAGUCAGAAAACAAAUUGUUCUCGUGCUGCCAUGUGACCUUACAGGUUGAGGUGUUGUUUUUGUUUACAGUGAGCCUUGUGCGGCUGUUUGAUGUUAAGCUCAUGGCUGGUCUCGUCUUCCUGCUCUCCUGGGCCUGCUCAUGGUGCAGGUUCUCUCUCUAGACCUUUAAUCCAGAGUUAAUCUGACACUAGAUCUGUAUGUACUUAACACAACAACACUAUUUAACAAGGGACACUGUAGAAAGAGUAUUAAGUGCUGAAAUCUGUGCGUCUAGAAAUACGUGAUGAUCUAAGAAAAUUUCAAAUACUUUGUUAGAUGUACGCUAACACUACAUGAAUGCCAGCAGUAUUAUGAUCCAGCGCUGCUAUGUUUGUCCCAAGUUGAAUUUGUCGAUGUGCUUCCUGUCAGGUUUUCCGUUUUCUUAUCGUGUUUAUCUGCAGAUCAUCAGACUAAGAUGUGGCACUAAAUACUUUUGUGAGGUGAAUUCCUUAGAUCUGUGUUAGCAGUACAAUAACUCACAACCGUUACUUUAAUAACUAGAGGUAACUCCUCAACACCAAUAAAUCACUCUGUAACAAUA
Girardinichthys multiradiatus is the source of this 4085-nucleotide messenger RNA. Its product is annotated as rabenosyn-5. The record is from RefSeq and is a predicted model, not a curated record. Gene Ontology annotation, molecular function: metal ion binding. Bases 282 to 2645 code for a protein of 787 amino acids. NCBI's taxonomy places the organism in Eukaryota, Metazoa, Chordata, Actinopteri, Cyprinodontiformes, Goodeidae. The transcript is spliced from 12 exons.